Molecule: messenger RNA, 1392 nt
Organism: Meyerozyma guilliermondii ATCC 6260
Lineage: Eukaryota; Fungi; Ascomycota; Pichiomycetes; Serinales; Debaryomycetaceae
Gene: USO5
Product: Uso5p
Exons: 1
Coding region: 1-1392 (463 amino acids)
Source: RefSeq, a predicted model, not a curated record
AUGCCGUCUCCACAGAAGCGGCCCCUUACCGAGGCUAAUGUUUCAUCUUUGAAACGAAAGUCACUCACUUUCGACAUGGCACGAAUUGAAACCCGGUCUCGAAUCCCAACGCCGAAGCCGAUUCCAGCACAAGUUUCACCGCUGCUAGAUCUACUUCAUAUCAAUAGGCUUUUGGAUAUGAAUCAGAAUUUCGUUCGCAAAUCAAAAUCACAACAAGUGGAUUCCAGGCGACCCGAUCGCUCAUCUAAUGCUGAAGAACUGUUUAAUCGUCACUUGGAGCGCCAGAAGAACCUUGAGGUGGAAUUGGACUCUCAGUUGAAGGACCUUCGAUCUAAACAUGAAGCUUUACAGACAGACAUGGUUGAACUUCGCCGAAGUCACAAGAAGAUCCUACAUAAGGUUUCUGACCUAGAUGCCCAGAUAGCCACUGAAAAGGGACGCUUCGAGUACUCUGAGGACCGCAUCAUGAAAAAUGUUCUGCAUCGCGAACAAAUGAUGAAUUUGCAAGUGAAAGACUUGAUUAAUAAACUCACGUCAGAGUAUAACGAAGCCAAGUUUCAAUUACAGGAUGAAUUGGCAGCAGCGAAGAACUACAACGAUGAAGAGCUUUUGGCAGAAGUGCAAAGGUUGCGGGACGAGACCAAGGUACUAGAAGAGAAAUAUGCCAAAGUCGUUGCAGAAAACCAACGCAAAUUCAAAGAAGAGGCUUCGAGCCUUGAAAAAGAAAUGAACAGGGUGCUUGCUUCAAAAACAAACGAGGCAUCCGCUCUCGAAGACCAAUACCAAUCAAAAUUGGUCGAGUUUCAAUCAGUGGAGAGUGAAGUGAAUGAAAUGGAGGCAUCAAUAAAAAAAUUGCGUGAUGAAAAUGGUCAAUUGGAAAAUGAAAUCAAAAGGAUAAAGGAAAAUGUACAACGUUUUGAAGCCGAUAAGGCUCAGCUUCUGAAUGAGCUACUUGAGGCGGAAAACAACCUCGCCCAAGCAAAAGCAGAAGCAUCUAGAUGGAAAGCUGCAGUUGCAGAAGAAGGUAAAUCAUUCGGAAAGGCUCGAGAACAGCUCAAUGUUCACAACCUCCACAGGCGUAUGCUUGAAGAUGCUAUUAUGGAUUAUGAACGAGGUCCUCGAAUUUAUGUCAGAGAUUCACCAAGGAGCUCUACUCACUUUGCAAAAGAGUUUUCCAAAGACAGUUGCAAUCAAGAGAUAAUCGAUGAGUUUCUAUGUUUUGUUGGCACUUCUGUUAAGCGUAUGUUGAAUUGCGGGAUCAUCAUUUCUGGGCAUAAACAGCCAGGUUUCGUGUCCCAAAUUUUGUCGUCUUGCUUUGAACUGAUUCUUGAAAGAACCGCGUCUCCAGCAUUUAAAGGAUGGUCGUUUGAGUAUGCCUUGAGAGUGUCUUGA